AGCCGUCCGGAGCCCAGCGAGCAGCUACCCAAACCCAAAGCCCGCCGCCCGAGAGUCUCCACACGCGCGCCGCCGCCGCCGCCGCCGCCGCCAUGUCGCAGCCGUGGCAGUGCCCCUACUGCCGAGCGUCCGGCCCGGCGCGGUGCGCCACCACGCAGCCGCCGCUCUCCCGCGCUGUCUCCGAGUGCACCGCCUGCGCCCGCCUCGUCCUCGAGCGCCAUCUCCACACCCACCCCUUCUUCCCCCUCGUCCCCUCCAUCCACCCGCUCCCCCUCGUCACCGCCGACCUCCCCACGCCCUCCUCCCCAUCCACCAACGACGACGACGACCCCUUCCUCCCCGCCGGCUUCGUCUCCGCCUUCUCGGCCUUCUCCCUCGAGCGCCACCCCGUCCUCGCCCGCUCCGCCUCCGCCUUCUCCGGCCACCUCGCCGAGCUCGAGCGCGCGCUCGCCGUCGACUCCCCUGCCUCCUCGACCCCGGACCCGUCCGGGCCCAUGGUCUCCGUCGAGAGUCUCCGCGCCUACCUCCAGAUCGUGGACGUCGCGUCCAUACUGAGGCUGGACCGGGACAUAGCCGACCACGCGUUCGAGCUCUUCAAGGAGUGCUCCACCGCGACCUGCCUCAGGAACCGCAGCGUCGAGGCGCUGGCUACCGCCGCACUCGUCCAGGCCAUCCGCGAGGCGCAGGAGCCCAGGACGCUGCAGGAAAUCUCUACUGCUAGCAAUCUUCCUCAGAAAGAGAUAGGAAAAUACAUCAAAAUACUUGGCGAAUCAUUGAAACUAAGCCAACCUCUUAAUAGCAAUUCAAUAGCAGUUCACAUGCCUCGGUUUUGCAACCUCCUUCAGCUCAAUAAAUCAGCUCAGGAACUUGCAGCCCACAUUGGCGAGGUGGUUGUUAAUAAAUGCUUCUGCACACGGCGAAAUCCUAUAAGCAUAUCUGCUGCUGCUAUCUACCUUGCAUGCCAGCUUGAAGACAAGCGCAAGACUCAGGCAGAGAUCUGUAAGGUAACAGGCCUUACAGAGGUAACUUUGCGUAAAGUUUAUAAAGAACUGUUGGAAAAUUGGGAUGAUUUGCUACCCCCUGACUACACACCAGCUACACCACCAGAGAAAGCUUUCCCUAUGACAACCAUAUUUUCAGCUCGCUCAUCUAGCGGAAAAGAUCUUUACCAGGAUAAGCUGUUGGAUAGCAUUAAGCAAAAGAGCUCUGAAACUGUAGAGCUUGAUCACAUGGUACUUGUAAAAGAGGAAGAAGACCGAAAAGCUGGUCCACUUGGCCGAUCUCUUUCAAAACCUGAGCCCCAUGACUUGAACCAGGCAUGCUGGCAGCAGAAUGUUCCAUUCUCAACAUCUCCGAAAUUGGACCGUGACAAGAUGGAAACAGGCAUUCGUGGGUUUAACCUUAAUGAGGCAUCAUGCCCAAUGGAUUCUGAUAAGGCAGACAUAACAGUGAAGCCAGGCUUUGCGGAUAGAUGGUUAACUGAACCAAAGGUGCAUCCAUCUUCUCCCAGUAGGCAGCCUGUACCAUGGCAGCUUAAGCAAUCGGCACCAGCAACUGGAUCAUCACAUUCUAGGAUUCGUGGGAUGCAGUUGGACCUUCUGGCUGCACGAGGAAAAAGGAGUGCCGGGGAUGGUGGCGAUGGCUUUGAUAAAGAGGGGAAGUGAAGGUUGCAGCUGAUCAUGUUUAUAUAAUGAACUUAGAGAAAUCAGCUCUGUAAAUAUAGAUGUUCAUCUCUAGUCGAGAUUAAUUUGAAAACUCGAGAUUAAUUUGAAAACGUCUGUAGGUCUGAUGCAUCAUGCAGGUGCUCAUUUCUUUUGCGCCAUAAGUUUACCAAUGUUGAAAAUUUUACCAUUAAUUAAUUAGCCUUUUAACUCUGUGAUGA
Messenger RNA from Brachypodium distachyon (stiff brome), 1882 nucleotides. Its product is annotated as plant-specific TFIIB-related protein 1. The coding region runs from base 93 to 1664 and encodes 523 amino acids. Gene Ontology annotation, biological process: DNA-templated transcription initiation; transcription preinitiation complex assembly. Gene Ontology annotation, cellular component: nucleus; transcription preinitiation complex. Gene Ontology annotation, molecular function: TBP-class protein binding. The record is from RefSeq and is a predicted model, not a curated record. NCBI's taxonomy places the organism in Eukaryota, Viridiplantae, Streptophyta, Magnoliopsida, Poales, Poaceae. The transcript has 3 exons.